CGCACGGAAACACAAACAGGCACAAUGUGAUGAAUUUUGAACAGCCCCAGUGAAAGUGCGAGAGUGGACGACAAGAUGGGGUCCAAGAGACGUUUGCUGCUGGUUUCCAACUCUACUCUGCACGGAAGUGGCUACCUGGACCACUGCGAGGCGCAGAUCAAGAGUUUUCUGGGAAGCCAGGUGAAGACAGUGCUGUUCAUACCUUAUGCCCUGCACGACAGAGAUGGCUACGCCAAGAUAGCACGGACAAAGUACGAAAGCAUGGGGUACAAACUGGACAGCAUCCACGAACAGCCAGACCCUGUGGCAGCAGUGAAGGCUGCAGAGGCAAUAUUCAUUGGUGGUGGUAACACCUUCCGUCUCCUGAAGGCUCUCUAUGACAACAAGAUUGUCUCUGAGAUAAAGAAGAGAGUGUUUGAGGAUGGCAUGCCGUACAUCGGCUCCAGUGCAGGGACCAACGUCUCCACCAUCAGCAUCAGCACCACCAACGACAUGCCCAUCGUCCAGCCGCCCACGUUUGAGGCCAUCGGCCUGGUCCCCUUCAACAUUAACCCUCAUUUCCUGGACCCUGAUCCUAACAGCACACACCAAGGGGAAACCAGAGAGACGAGGAUAAAACAGUAUCACGAGGAGGAUGACACACCAGCAGUGUUGGGCCUGCGUGAAGGAGGCAUCCUCCAUGUGGAGGGAGACAAGGCGACUCUGAAGGGCACGACCAAGGCUCGGCUGUUCCUCAGGGGGAAGGAACCCACAGAGCAUGAGCAGGGAACAGACUUCAGCUUCCUACUGGACAGCAAGAACUACCAGCUGGACAUCAAGUUGUGAACACAGUAGAUGCCUAGUACACUGUAUUUCACUUAAUGAUUUGAGUUAAAAGUCAGUUUCUCAAUACAAAAGUUACUCAAGCAAAUGGAUAAGUUUUGAAAAUGGUCUGAUAUUUCAGAUGCUGUCUUUCAUCAAAGUUGCUUGGGUAAAUUUUAUACUGAGAGCACCUCUUAACAAGGAUAACCUCAUAGGAUAACUUUAUUUCUUCUUCAUUUUUCAGCAUACAUUGAUAUUGCGCCUAUUGAAAAAUAUUCUAUUUACAGUUAUGAGUUAUGAAAUUACAGUGGUGCAACUUUGAAAAGCCAUGAAUUAAUAUUGUGAUGUUAAGUGCAAACACUAGGUCAUGAACAACUUAUACAUAAGAUAAUAGGUUACUUUAAUAAUAUCAUAUUUACAAAUGAAAGUGUGAUUAUCGUAUUGCUGCUCUUUAGUUAAUACAUUAGACAAACUAAUUCUAGACUAUCAGUAAUGAAGCAGGGUUGAAUAGUUUUCAAAUAAAAUGAUUGGACUUAUGCCAAUUUUGACCAUCUUCAGUUACUAUCAAUUUUGUUUUCAACAGGGACUGUUUUAAAGGUAGAGUAUGUACCUCCAAAUUUUCGAUGUUGGAAGAAAAUUUAUAGUAAUUGUAUGCUUACGUGACUGAUGAACCUCUUCAAUGAACUUCAGUCACGUAAAGGAAUGCACAAUCCACCACUCCUAGAUCCUAAGUUGUUAUGCAGAUUGCUCAUUCCUUUACAGUUCAGCUAUGCUUCAGAAUGAUUUCCACCAACACAGAUGUACUUAUCAGCAUCUUUAACUUGUGCCAUAUACUUAUUUUCUUGAGUACCUUUGUUGAAUCAUGUCAAGUGUGCCAACCUAUUUGUUAUCAUGCAGAAUAUGAAAGCAGCAAUGUUUUGGAUUUUGACUUGCAAAAAUUGAACAAGGACGUUUAAGGGUGUUUGUUGUACCCCCAUCAGAACUGGAGAUAGUCAUGAUUCCAAA
This is a messenger RNA of Branchiostoma floridae (Florida lancelet), 1806 nucleotides long. RefSeq names its product alpha-aspartyl dipeptidase-like. The coding region runs from base 76 to 825 and encodes 249 amino acids. Gene Ontology annotation, molecular function: serine-type peptidase activity. Gene Ontology annotation, biological process: proteolysis. NCBI's taxonomy places the organism in Eukaryota, Metazoa, Chordata, Leptocardii, Amphioxiformes, Branchiostomatidae. The transcript has 8 exons. The record is from RefSeq and is a predicted model, not a curated record.